Molecule: messenger RNA, 711 nt
Organism: Zophobas morio
Lineage: Eukaryota; Metazoa; Arthropoda; Insecta; Coleoptera; Tenebrionidae
Exons: 2
Coding region: 66-551 (161 amino acids)
Source: RefSeq, a predicted model, not a curated record
UCAAAGUAUGCUUCAAUCAGUUAGUCUUACAUUGUGAAGCUAGACAAACCAAACUAACCUACAAAAUGCAAAAACUUCUAGUCCUUUUUGCUGCGAAUUUGGCUUUGGCCUUAGCUUUCGUGUCCCCUGUGGAUAACAAUGGUCCUGGAAGACAAAUACCGAUUCCUAAACCCACCGACGAAAAACCUAACAAAUUCGACUGGGACGUCCGAAAACCUGGAAUCCUCGAUCUGAAAACUACGGGGACUUUCUACGACGAUGGGGGUAAACGUCUUGAUGGUUCAGCUAGCUAUUCGAAAAAUUUUGUUGACCAUUCCCAGAAAAUCGGUGCUGGUUUAAAUUACCACGAUUACAAUUCAAGACUGGGUGCUGGGUUAAAUGUACAAGAUUUAGAUAGGGCAGGAACAAGAGUUCAAGCAGAAUUAACGAAGACACUUCUGAAAGAUCGAUUCAGUAAUAUCGAAGGUGGACUGCGAUAUGGACAAACCUUCAACACCCCAUACGGAAACAGCGAACCGUUCUUCGGGGGCUUUGUCAGAGGAAGAUUUUAAUUUUCGACAAGCUUGAGGUUGAAAAGGCUGCAGAAUGUUAUUAUUAAAUUUUUGUUAUUUAUUUAUUUAUAUUUGUUAUUAAGUUGGUUUAUUUUUGAGGCGACAAUUUUAAAAACAUUUUAACGAAACUGUUCAAUAAAGUAAUUAAUUAUAAACAGUA